Molecule: messenger RNA, 1015 nt
Organism: Ornithorhynchus anatinus (platypus)
Lineage: Eukaryota; Metazoa; Chordata; Mammalia; Monotremata; Ornithorhynchidae
Gene: CDK5
Product: cyclin dependent kinase 5
Exons: 12
Coding region: 83-961 (292 amino acids)
Biological process (GO): synaptic vesicle transport; neuron apoptotic process; axonogenesis
Cellular component (GO): cytoplasm; nucleus
Molecular function (GO): cyclin-dependent protein serine/threonine kinase activity; ATP binding
Source: RefSeq, a predicted model, not a curated record
GGGACCCGCCUCCCUGGCGGCGCCGGAGCCGAGGAGCCGAGGAGGCGCUCGGGGCUCUGCGGCCGCCGCCGCCGCCGCCGCGAUGCAAAAAUACGAGAAGCUCGAAAAGAUCGGGGAAGGCACGUACGGUACCGUGUUCAAGGCCAAGAACCGGGAGACGCAUGAGAUCGUGGCCCUGAAGCGGGUGCGCCUGGACGACGACGACGAGGGCGUGCCCAGCUCGGCACUGCGGGAGAUCUGCCUGCUGAAGGAGCUGAAACACAAGAACAUCGUCAGGCUGCACGACGUCCUUCACAGCGACAAGAAACUCACCCUGGUUUUUGAGUUUUGUGACCAGGACCUGAAGAAGUACUUCGACAGCUGCAACGGAGAUCUGGACCCGGAGAUUGUGAAGUCCUUUCUCUUCCAGCUGCUGAAAGGCCUCGGAUUCUGUCACAGUCGGAAUGUGCUGCACAGGGACCUGAAACCCCAGAAUCUGCUCAUCAACCGGAAUGGGGAGUUGAAGCUCGCGGACUUCGGUCUCGCCCGCGCCUUCGGGAUUCCCGUGCGCUGCUACUCGGCUGAGGUGGUCACCCUCUGGUACCGCCCGCCGGACGUCCUCUUCGGAGCCAAGCUGUACUCCACGUCCAUCGAUAUGUGGUCGGCCGGCUGCAUCUUCGCAGAGCUGGCCAAUGCUGGACGACCCCUAUUCCCCGGCAAUGAUGUGGACGACCAGCUCAAAAGGAUCUUCAGGCUAUUGGGGACCCCGACGGAGGAGCAGUGGCCGACGAUGACCAAGCUGCCCGAUUACAAGCCAUACCCCAUGUAUCCAGCCACGACCUCGUUGGUCAACGUUGUACCCAAACUCAAUGCCACCGGGAGGGACCUGCUACAGAACCUGCUGAAGUGCAACCCGGUGCAGCGCAUCUCGGCAGACGAGGCCCUGCAGCACCACUACUUCUCCGACUUCUGUCCCCCUUAACCCUACCCCGUCCCCCGAUUCUGCCCUCUUUCCCCCCUCCCUCCCCUCUUUCCC